GCAGCGAGCAGGCAGGCGCGGAGCUGCCCUUCCAUAGGAGCCGCCAUUAGCGCUGGGACCCGCUGACAGGGUCUCGGCGGCGGCGGCCGGCGCGGCGCGGGGAGCAGAUCAGCCGGGGUGGGUCCCCGUUUGAUGGAUCCCCGGAUAGCCUGGUUCCAGCCAGAGCAGCUCGGCCCCUCGAACCGCCUGUGGAUGCAGAUCUGGGAGACCACGCAGGGGGUCCGCAACCUCUACUUCCAGCAGCAGCAGCAGCAGGAGCAGCAGCAGCAACAGCAGCAGCAGCAGCAGCAGCAGCAGAGCGCCCCCGCCGCGGCCGGCCCGGCCUCCCCGCCCGGCAUGUACCGCGCCCCCCGCGCCGACCCCCCGCCCGACUUCCUGCCGCUCGAGAGCGCCAACAACCCGCACAGCCGCGGGCACCGCCAGGCCUCGCCGCCCCCGGGGGCCGCCGCUUGGGCCCGGCCCGCGCGGGGGGCGCCGCCCGCCGCCGCCGCUGCCGCCAGCAACAAGAGGAAGCGCGACAACAAGGCCAGCACCUUCGGGCUCAACUACAGCCUGCUGCUGGGCCGCGCCCCCGCCCCGGCCGACGAGCCGGCCGCCCGCGCCCAGCCCGGCCUGGCCGAGCCGCUCUACACCGGCACCCCCUGGAAGAAGAGGAACUACAGCCAGGGAGUCGUGGGUCUUCAUGAAGAAAUCAUUGACUUUUAUAAGUAUAUGUCUCCCAGACCUGAAGAAGAGAGAAUGCGAAUGGAAGUGGUGACCAGAAUAGAAAAUGUUAUCAAAGAGCUCUGGCCUAAUGCAGAUGUGCAGAUAUUUGGAAGUUUUAAAACUGGUUUAUAUUUACCUACAAGUGAUAUUGAUUUAGUUGUGUUUGGAAAGUGGGAGACAUUACCUCUUUGGACUCUGGAAGAAGCUCUUAGAAAGCACAAUGUAGCAGAUGAAAACUCAGUAAAGGUUCUAGAUAAAGCAACUGUACCUAUUAUUAAACUGACAGAUUCCUUCACUGAAGUAAAAGUCGAUAUAAGCUUUAAUGUACAGAAUGGGGUUAAAGCAGCCCAGCUCAUCAAAGAUUUUAUCAAGAAAUAUCCUGUGUUACCAUUUCUAGUUUUAGUAUUGAAACAGUUCCUGUUGCAGAGGGACCUUAAUGAAGUAUUUACAGGUGGAAUUGGUUCUUACAGUCUCUUUUUAAUGGCUGUCAGUUUCCUUCAGCUGCAUCCCAGGGAAGAUGCCUGUAUGCCCAAUGCCAACUAUGGUGUUCUUUUAAUAGAGUUUUUUGAAUUGUAUGGACGUCACUUCAAUUAUCUGAAGACUGGAAUCCGAAUAAAGGAUGGUGGCUCUUAUGUUGCCAAGGAUGAAGUGCAGAAAAGCAUGUUGGAUGGCUACAGACCAUCAAUGCUCUACAUCGAGGAUCCAUUACAGCCAGGUAAUGAUGUUGGGAGAAGUUCCUAUGGUGCCAUGCAAGUGAAGCAGGCUUUUGAUUAUGCCUAUGUUGUUUUGAGCCAUGCGGUUUCCCCCAUAGCUAAAUAUUAUCCUAACAACGAAACAGAAAGUAUAUUAGGGAGAAUAAUUAGAGUAACACAAGAAGUGGCCACCUACAGAGACUGGAUAUCCAAGCAGUGGGGAAUGCAAAGCAGAACAGAAUCUUCAUGUAAUGGUAAUGGAGUAACCUUGAUAGUAGAUACUCAGCAGCUGGACAAAUGCAACAAUAAUCUUGCUGAAGAGAAUGAAGCACUGGGAAAACCUAGAAAUAAAACUUCAGAAACACUUAGUAAACAUUCUUCAAAUUCUUCAUCAGGUCCUUUAUCAUCAUCAUCAUCCACACUGUCCAGCUCUAGUGAUGUAGAUUCUGAUGGAACACCUUGCAAAACCUCUAAACAGUUGAGUUGUCGUCAGUCUACCACAAACAGAGUGGGGUCACAAGAAGUGUCACUGGAAACCUCCCAGUCAAGUGGGAAAACACAAAAUAGCCAAACAGCCAAUACAUCCAGCAACACGAACAAAUCUCAGCAUGGAUCUGCACGGUUAUUUCGCUCGUCCAACAAAGGCUUCCAAGGUCCAACAAACUCAAGCCAUGGUACCUCAGUCACAAACAAACAGCACCAAGGCAGCAAAUCACACCAUCAGUUUUUCCACGGCAAAAAGAGGAAACACAAGAGGGAUGCAGCCCUGUCAGACCUUUGUAGAUAGUUGCCUACUUUAUGACUGUUCUUCUGUGUGCAAUGAUCUCAUGCUACAGGAUAGUUUGAUAGUGACUCCUUGGAUCUCUUCUGGAGCUUCAGACUGUUCAGACAUAGAUUAGCAACUGCAUUUUUUUUUCCCAGCUCGCCACGGAACGGAACAUGAAGAUUGAUCACUGCAAAAAAAAAAAAAAAAGGAAAAAAAAAAGAAAAAAAUGG
This is a messenger RNA of Catharus ustulatus (Swainson's thrush), 2393 nucleotides long. It is a transcript of the gene TENT4B, whose product is annotated as terminal nucleotidyltransferase 4B. The coding region runs from base 133 to 2184 and encodes 683 amino acids. The record is from RefSeq and is a predicted model, not a curated record. The transcript has 12 exons. Gene Ontology annotation, cellular component: TRAMP complex; nucleolus. Gene Ontology annotation, molecular function: poly(A) RNA polymerase activity; mRNA binding. Gene Ontology annotation, biological process: RNA 3'-end processing. Lineage: Eukaryota; Metazoa; Chordata; Aves; Passeriformes; Turdidae.